Xenopus tropicalis (tropical clawed frog) is the source of this 1553-nucleotide messenger RNA. RefSeq names its product decaprenyl diphosphate synthase subunit 1 (gene pdss1). The record is from RefSeq and is a predicted model, not a curated record. The transcript is spliced from 11 exons. Gene Ontology annotation, biological process: ubiquinone biosynthetic process; isoprenoid biosynthetic process. Gene Ontology annotation, molecular function: all-trans-decaprenyl-diphosphate synthase activity; prenyltransferase activity. The coding region runs from base 95 to 1330 and encodes 411 amino acids. NCBI's taxonomy places the organism in Eukaryota, Metazoa, Chordata, Amphibia, Anura, Pipidae. Gene Ontology annotation, cellular component: heterotetrameric polyprenyl diphosphate synthase complex; mitochondrion; mitochondrial matrix.
UCCUCUUCCGGGAUUCAGGCUUCUGGUUCCGGCUGCCAAGGGUUAGAGGGCGUGGGCUGGAUUGCCGGUACUGAGGGGCCGGAGGUAGGGAGAGAUGGCACAGGCUUGGGGCAGGAGGUUGCUGUGCAGGGCACAUGGUACAGCCAGUCACACCUGGGCUCUGGAGUUGCACAGAGAAGUCGGACACUGCGCCAGAGUCGCCAGGAAAGGAGGAAGCUGCGGAAAGGUAUUCUCUUCUUUUGUCACCUCAACACACUCUACAGAUCUGAGGAGCCUUCUUUGGGGACCUCCAUCCAGGCUUCUGCACUUAACACACACAGCAUGCUGCUACAGCAAGACCAGCAGCGAAGCCAAAUAUAAAGACCCGUUUACACUUGGAAGCAGAGACUUGAAGAACUUCUAUGAAGAUAUCAAGAAGGAAUUCUUUAUAACAACCAAGGAGCUGAAAGAAAUGUGUGAUUAUUAUUUUGAUGGAAAAGGGAAGGCUUUCAGACCGAUGCUUGUCGUGCUAAUGGCACGGGCAUGCAAUAUUCAUUACAAUAACUGCCGAGAGGUACACCCUUCUCAGCGCACCAUUGCUGAAAUCUCAGAAAUGAUCCACACUGCUAGUUUAGUCCAUGACGAUGUCAUUGAUGGUUCUGACUCUCGAAGAGGGAAGCAAACUGUCAGUGGAAUCUGGGGCGAAAGAAAAGCGGUCCUUGCUGGGGAUCUUAUGCUGUCUGUAGCGGCAGUGGCCAUGGCAAGAAUUGGAAAUACCACAGUAAUAGCAUUGAUAUCUCAAAUUGCUAUAGACUUGGUGCGUGGUGAAUUUCUUCAGCUGGGCUCCAAAGAGAAUGAAAAUGAAAGAUUUUCUCACUACAUUGAAAAGACUUUUAAGAAGACCGCUAGCCUCAUAGCCAACAGCUGUAAAGCAGUCUCUGUGUUGGCUUGUCCUGAUCCAGCCGUUCAUGAGAUUGCUUACCAGUAUGGCAAGAACAUAGGCAUAGCCUUUCAGCUCAUAGACGAUGUUUUGGACUUUACAUCUUGUGCCGACCAGUUGGGGAAACCAGCUGCAGCUGAUUUGAAGCUGGGAUUGGCCACAGGUCCGGUUUUAUUUGCUUGCCAACAGUUUCCAGAGCUGAAUGACUUGAUUAUGAGAAGAUUCAGUUUGCCAGGGGAUGUAGAGCGAGCGUGGCAGUAUGUUCUCCAGAGUGAUGGUGUCCGACAAACAACCUACCUCGCCCAGAGUUAUUGCAACCAAGCUGUGCAAGAGAUCAGAAAGCUGCAGCCGUCCCCUGAGAGAGAAGCGCUCAUUCAGCUCACAGAAAUUGUACUAACAAGGGACAAAUAGCAGGAAACCAGCCGAUUCUACCUGGCAGCUACCACCAAACAGUGCCUAAGGCAACACACACAGCCGACUGCCAACCAAAGCACUAUGUACCAUCUUUGUACGGACAGCAUUCUCUCCACAUUGAUGCACUGUAUUUUUAUUUGGAUUUUUAUUUUUGGAAGCCAUUUUAUUUAAAACUGAGCAGAAGCAGGGAAAGAAAAACUAAAAUCCUUUUAUUAUGAAA